This is a messenger RNA of Chironomus riparius, 2710 nucleotides long. Lineage: Eukaryota; Metazoa; Arthropoda; Insecta; Diptera; Chironomidae. The record is from the annotation of a GenBank genome assembly.
CUUAUUCCACAAUUCUCGUAACGGUUUUUAAAAAUUCGAAUCUCACUCAACCAAAACAUAAACAACCAAAACCUCUCAAAUGUUUCACACCUGUAAGAACAAUAGCACCAAUACAAAGACAUAGAAAAAUAUAGAAAGAAAAUAAACAGAAAUAAUUCAUUAUUGAAAAUGAAAUAGCAGUUCUGUUUUGAUAGCGAAAGAUGUAAAACAUAUAUUGAGUGAUAAGCAGCAGCUGUUUUUCCUAUUGUUAAGUCAAUUGAUUAUUAAAGCAUUCCCGCUUUAACAGAACGUCAUAAGAAAUUUUUUAAUUGCUGACGUGUUUAACAUAGAUUUUAAUUAAAAAGUCUGCAAAUGAAUAUUUAUCGGAGUGGUUCAGUUGGAACGGUUGUUCUAUUUCUUAUGUUAUUAGGCAAUGGAUAUUCCAUGAGUCCAUAUGAGAGGGUAAUGAAAAGAGAUGCACCUCAAGGCUUGUAUAGCCCGGCAGAUCACGUAACUGUUUUGACAAGCACAAAUUUCAAUGAAGUCGUAUUUGAUCGACCAGUAGCUUCAUUUGUUGAAUUUUAUAAUAGCUACUGUGGCGCGUGUCAACGAUUUUCCCCAACAUGGAAGAGCUUAGCUAAGAAUGCAACUAAAUGGGGGACCUUUGUUCAAGUGUGUGCUCUUGAUUGUGCUACAGAUGAGAACAAUGAUGUUUGUCGUCAAUACGAAAUUAUGAGAUAUCCAACAAUAAGAUAUUUUCCACCCAAAUAUUUGCGUGGUGAUAAACAAUUAGGAACUAAUUUAGAUCAUUUACUCAUUCCAAAAGAUGCAGCCCUAAUGAAUGAACUAGUCAUGCUUUUACAAAAUGAAACCAAUGGUGGACCUAAUUGGCCAAAAUUCGAAAAAUUCGAUGGUGAUGAAUGGAAUGAAAUUUUUAAUACAGUUCCGUCAAUUAUUCGUUUUGUGUACGUGAUAAGUGAUGAGCUACCUGAAACAAUUGCACAACAAACUCUCCUCGACUAUUCCAGUAGAGAUAAAAUCACAUCGCGAAUUGUUAAUACAAACAAUUUGAAAUUAUUUAAAGAUUACUCGUCAUCAUUUCGAUUGGGUGUUGUGGAACGAAAGACCGGAACAUUCCAAUCACUCACAGUUUACAACGAAUCGAGAGAAGCUUUAAGUUUUGCAAUUAAUGACCAUGUAAAAAACAACCAUAUUUCCUUAAUAUCAACAGAAGCUCCUAAUAUUGAAAAUGCAUCUGAGGAUUCUGUUGGAACAUUACUCGAUAGAUUUUAUUAUGAUAAGGCACGAGCAUUGUCACCUAUGCCAUUAUUUAGAGCAGAUUUAGAGCAAGCAAUUAGAUACAGUCUGGGUCAUGAAGUAACUCAACAACAAGUAAUUUCUGGCGAAUAUUUAAGUGCUCUUCGUGCUUUCGUUUCUGUCUUGACACGCUAUUAUAAUUUUGGUAAUAAAAAUUCGUACAAGAAGCUUUUGGAUUUCCUAAUGGAACCGUCAAGGACAGAAGUUCGUGGAGAUGAAUUGCAAACAUUCAUGAGUAAACUGAGUCCGCCCAUAGUUCAUGACAGUAGAUAUGUUGGAUGUUUUAGUUCAAAACCAGGUCUCAGGAGGUUUCCAUGCUCUUUAUGGUCACUUUUCCAUCAUUUAACUGUACAGCAUUUAGACAGUGAUCUCAAAGAUGCAGAUCAAGAUCCAUUAGAAGUUCUACAUGCAAUGCAUGGCUACAUAAAACAUUUCUUCGGUUGUACAGAAUGCAGUAAACAUUUUCAAGAAAUGGCUAAACGUAAUCACAUUUGGAACGUUACUAGCAGAGAUCAGGCAGUCUUAUGGUUGUGGAGCUCACAUAAUGAGGUUAAUAAGAGACUUCAUGAUGACCUUACAGAAGAUGAAAAUCACCCAAAAAUACAAUUUCCAGCAGAAGAGCAUUGCCACGUGUGUCAUAAAAAGAAUGGCAUUAAGGAAUGGGACAAAACAGAAGUUCUAGAAUUUCUUCGUCGUCACUACGGAAAUGAGCAUGUCUCUAAUUUGGGGUAUUACGAAACAUUGCCAAACGCAAAAUUAUUCAAUGCAAGAGCUCGACAAAUCUUUUCAGGUGAUGCACAUCUACAUAUUGGUGUUCUUGCAUAUGUAGUCAUAAUAAUUUGCCUAAUGAUUGUCGCCGUUCGAUUCUACUUCCGACGUGGCUACCGAAAAAAGUUAUAUCCACAUGAUAUAUUGGGAAAAGUGUAAGAAUAUGGAAAAAAAAAACAUGACAUACAAGUGCCUUUGUGAAAUUUUAAUGUUACCAUCAGGUAUAUGAAUGUCAAUGAGAUAAGAAUGGAAAAAAGUUUUAUGAACAAAAAUUUAAAUUAAUUUUAAUGUGUGUAAUAAAUAAAUUGCAAUUUUCUACUUUACUUGCUUUAGAAUUUACUGCCGCAUUGUUGCGACGAAAUUUCUAAAGUGCUGUAAAUUGAAUAUUUAUAUACGAAAAUAAAAUAAACUAUUUUGAUGUGUAUAUACAAAAGGCAGACACUUGAUUCCAUCAAAUAGCCAAAAAAAUUAUCUUGGAAACGUGUCACAUGAAAUUAAAUUAGGGAAAAAUAUUUGUGUUGAUAUUGAGAACUUAUUGUAAAUUAUCAGUGAAAUUAUAUUCGGCUUCCUUAUUGUGAAUUUAUGAAAUUCUUCUUUUUCUUGGGGCAACUAAGUGAAUAAAUAAAAGAGAAAAGAAAAUCUGUGA